AUGUCGGAGACGCCAGUGAAAGAUUUCAACACCGAACAAGGCCCGGCUCACUGGAUGCUGCCUGACUUUCGGACGCUUCCGAGUCACGAACUUGUGCACUGUUCAUUGUGGGCGUUCCAGAUCCUGCCCAGGCCUUGGGUUCCCAAAAUCCAGAAGAAACAAUCUAGUCAUUGCUUGAGUGCGGAGGCUCCUGUGCCCGUGCACAUGCUGGCCAGGGUGUUUUUCUUUCAUAUUGGCUCCGAAGUUAGCGCAGGUAGUUCUGGCAAGUCUGAUGAGCUGAGUGCUUCUGGAGGCAUAGACUUCAGCAUCCCGGCAGGCAGUUUUCCUUGGACAGGUCACUGGGACAUUGGGCCGUUUUGA
This is a messenger RNA of Effrenium voratum, 360 nucleotides long. The record is from the annotation of a GenBank genome assembly. NCBI's taxonomy places the organism in Eukaryota, Dinophyceae, Suessiales, Symbiodiniaceae.